ACAUUGCAGUAGGACCUUGUCCCAGGUUGGGGACAUGUAUUUACAUAGCAGAUACCGGCGAUACAGAUCAUGCUGUGAGGAAUGUCGUGCAUAUGCUCAAGGAACCCACCAGUGUAACCACCCAGAACGUUAACGUUGAAUCAAGUCAGCAUUUCAUCUGGAGCGAAACUUCAUCAAAGGCGUUGGCAGUGGCCAAAAACGGCGAUGUCUAUAUUAUAUCCGAGUCAGUAGGUACAGGCAGCAAACUAGCCAAGCUGUACAGCAGUGGACGGAGUCGAAACCAAACUGUGACCCUAUCAUCUCUGUUUACUUUGCCGCUACAUACAAACAGCCCUGGGCCUGUGGCUGCAGACAUAUCACCCAAGGGUCAGGAUUUAUUAGUCAAGACGGUGAAUCACAUCUUCCAUUGGCAUAUGCCUGACGGUGAUGUCUGGAAGGCUGUCCAACACCCGGGUGAAGAGGUUGCAUACCAUCCUGACAAUCAUGGAGAAACUGUUGCUUGGAACACUGAAGGAGACGGGUAUUUUACUUUCGGUCAAGGACACGAUGCCAUGUUGUAUCUCUUCCGUCACAGGGACGACUCUGUAUGUAACUGGUGUCUCUGAUAUCUCGCAGUGUAGAUUAUGUCAGAAGUAAUAAAAUGCUUGAUCCAUUAUUUUUCUCACGUGUAAGAGCUAGAUUGUUCUGAAUAGAGCCAGGCAGGGUAACAACAAGCACCACCUUUCAAUGUAAUUUGGUAGGACAGCUGGGCAUGGAACCAGCGACGUUCCUGUUCAAACCAUUUGUUUUCUAUUCACUAGUGAUCUAGUGGCCUAGUGAAAUAAUAAAAAUAAGUGUUUGUGUUG
Molecule: messenger RNA, 845 nt
Organism: Haliotis rubra (blacklip abalone)
Lineage: Eukaryota; Metazoa; Mollusca; Gastropoda; Lepetellida; Haliotidae
Exons: 2
Coding region: 93-605 (170 amino acids)
Source: RefSeq, a predicted model, not a curated record